AUGGUUGCCAGGCAACGGCACCUCGGGCCCCGGGGGCGCGCGCGGGCGCUGAGGAGGCGCGUCCCGCCCGACCCCAGUGAGUCAGCCAGUCAGAUAAAAAUAAAAACCUUCCAGCGCUGCCUCCAGAUCUUGCCUGAGCGCUAUUCAUCCUUGGAGACAAGCAGGUUGACAGUUGCAUUUUUUGCUCUCUCUGGUUUGGAUAUGUUGGAUUCUUUAGAUGUAGUCAACAAAGAUGACAUAAUAGAAUGGAUAUAUUCUCUGCAGGUCCUUCCCACAGAAGACAGAUCAAACUUGCAUCGUUGUGGGUUUCGUGGUUCAUCAUAUCAAGGAAUGCCAUUCAAUCCAUCCAAGGGUCCUGGUGUUUUCCAUCCCUAUGAUAGUGGGCACAUAGCAAUGACUUAUACUGGCCUCUGCUGCCCAGUAAUUCUUGGUGAUGACUUGAGUCGAGUAAAUAAAGAAGCCUGCUUGGCAGGACUAAGAGCUCUCCAGCUGGAAGAUGGGAGUUUUUGUGCUGUUCUUGAUGGAAGUGAAAAUGACAUGAGAUUUGUAUACUGCGCUUCUUGUAUAUGCUACAUGCUCAACAACUGGUCAGGAAUGGAUACGAAGAAAGCCAUAGACUAUAUUAGGAGAAGCAUGCUAAAAAUUUAAAAUGCAGUUUCUAGG
Molecule: messenger RNA, 663 nt
Organism: Heteronotia binoei (common prickly gecko)
Lineage: Eukaryota; Metazoa; Chordata; Lepidosauria; Squamata; Gekkonidae
Product: geranylgeranyl transferase type-1 subunit beta-like
Exons: 2
Coding region: 1-648 (215 amino acids)
Biological process (GO): protein geranylgeranylation
Cellular component (GO): CAAX-protein geranylgeranyltransferase complex
Molecular function (GO): CAAX-protein geranylgeranyltransferase activity
Source: RefSeq, a predicted model, not a curated record